This is a messenger RNA of Aplysia californica (California sea hare), 2215 nucleotides long. Its product is annotated as eukaryotic translation initiation factor 4E type 3. The transcript has 7 exons. Gene Ontology annotation, biological process: translational initiation. Bases 276 to 947 code for a protein of 223 amino acids. Gene Ontology annotation, cellular component: eukaryotic translation initiation factor 4F complex. Lineage: Eukaryota; Metazoa; Mollusca; Gastropoda; Aplysiida; Aplysiidae. Gene Ontology annotation, molecular function: RNA 7-methylguanosine cap binding; translation initiation factor activity. The record is from RefSeq and is a predicted model, not a curated record.
UCAGAUUUCAACGACAUGCCCAAAGAGCUCUUUCGAGAAUAGCCUAGAUUUGAUAUAAUCUUUGUCAGAGCUUAUACAUGUAGCCUACAAAUCGUGUACUUAUUGAGCAUGACUGUUCACUGCAUAAUCCAAUCAAAACCUUAAACUAACAAGACCAAUUCUCAAAGCGAAGAAACGAAAGUAGGCCUAGCCUAAAUCUGGACCUGGCCAAAGACGAUGGCCUUGAUGAGCAUGACGUACAUUGUUAUUGUCACGUGACUUUUAGUCCAUUUGCAAUGGCCGCUGCAAGUGUUGAUAAACAGAUAGAGGGUCAUGGCGAACCCUGUAGAAAAGAAGAUUUCAUCGACAGCGCAGAUCGGAUGAGUGAAGCUAUUGCCAAAGAAACUAAAGAUAUACCCCUCGAACCUUUGAAUACGCCUUGGACGUUCUGGAUUGAUAGGUCUGUACGUGGAACAACAGCCAGAGAGUAUGAAUCAUCAUUGACAAAAAUCUACACUGUGGAUACAGUCCAGGGUUUCUGGAGUGUUUACAACCACAUUCCAGAACCAGACAAGCUGAGCAUCCGGUUCAGCUACCACUUGAUGCGGAACAAUCGACGACCUGUGUGGGAAGAUGAGGAAAACAGUGACGGUGGCAACUGGACUUUCAAAUGCAAGAAAAAUGAUACGGAUGACGUAUGGAAGCAUUUACUUCUGGCUGCUAUAGGCGAACAAUUGUCGGACUGCAUGGCAGAUGAUGAUGAUGUCAUCGGGAUCAGUGUCAGCAUACGGGACAGAGAUGACUUAAUUCUUAUCUGGAACAAAGAAGCGCGCCUCAAGGAGUCGUCCACCAUUGUUCAAAAAGUGCGGGAACUUUUGCCCCACGUCACGUUCAAUACUGUGUUCUACAAAGCUUUCAACAUGCAUGAUGCUUUCGAAGGGAAGAAAGGCUACCACAAUCAACGAUGACAGGAUGUUGGCCGUGACUAGAACCGUCCCGUCCUCUUCCAGAGACAGUGGUGGACUUCUGAAGUGUUGGGUUUUUUUGCAUGUUCAAAGGAAAACACCAGCAUAUCUAGACUUGUUCCCAAGGGCUUUUCACAUUGACUUCAGUAUUGUUUUGUGAACACGUCUCAAAUUGUAUGGAACGCGAACAUUUUACUUUUAAGUGCAUGUUUUGCCUGAAGAAUACCUAGGGCUGAAUCGGUCAAACUUAUUUGACGAAUGGAACAAGAACAAAUGGAUGACAUGGAUGACUCUUGUUUGUAGAAGUGUAAAAAGAUUCUGCCGCAGUAUUCAUUUUUAAACCCAGCUCUGAUAGUCGUGCUAAUUAGAGAUAAGUGACACAUGGUGCCCCCAGCCCCAAUAUCUUUCUAGCACCGAGCUGAUUACGAACUGUAACAUGUUUUUAUCUGGACCUUGUGCCAUUUGUAAUUGAAAAUCUUAUAAAAAAGAUUGUUUUUAAUGCUGUAAACAUUGAUUGGCUCUUUGUCCUUUGUUUUGAAAGCAUAGCAGGGACACUGUGGAGCUUUGCAAAUUGUGUAGAACAGUAAAAAACAGCAUGAGCCAGUUCCUUAAGAAUAUUUUUUUAAUACCUAUUGCAAAAGUCAAAUUAAGAACAUUUUGAAAGUUGUACAUUUUUGUUGAAAUAUAUCAUGUGUAUGUUCCCAAAUACUUACAGUCUUUUCCAAACCAAAAUAAAAACCCCUCCGAAAUCAUCAGUUGCUUUUACUCUCAAUUUGAAUAGACCCAUCAUAUAUUGAAAUUGCCCUGGGGUUUUUUGUUUGUUUUACACAGUCUGUUAAUGAUAUAGUAUUUUGUUUUAACUUUCAACUCCUGUGCCCUGAGUUUUUAACCCAUUUUUGCCUUUAUGAUGUACUGGUACGUCACGAAAAUGUGUAAUUUUUAGUUUUGUGCUGUACAAUUGAUGUCGUGGAAGUUACCGAAAUUGGCCAUUUCUGGCCCCUAUAUAACGCUACAUGUAUGUCAUACUAAUCAUCUGGCUCUAACUGUUCUGUACGGAGAUUUAACCACUAGAACAGCAUGGAUUUGUAUUUGGGAAUAAAAAAUGCACAUAUGGGUGCCAAAGUUGCUAGUAUUAGUUUACUGCUAGGCUUGCAAGAGAUCAAUAAACAUAGGUCUAGUCUUGUGGACAACUGCAUGCUCUCACAAAAGAUAAAUACCAAUACAAUGGCUCUUAAAAAGCUGAAAAUUUCAAUAGUGUCUUAGAUUUGCAA